Solanum pennellii is the source of this 1385-nucleotide messenger RNA. Its product is annotated as basic 7S globulin-like. The transcript is spliced from 2 exons. The record is from RefSeq and is a predicted model, not a curated record. Gene Ontology annotation, molecular function: aspartic-type endopeptidase activity. Gene Ontology annotation, biological process: proteolysis. NCBI's taxonomy places the organism in Eukaryota, Viridiplantae, Streptophyta, Magnoliopsida, Solanales, Solanaceae. Bases 60 to 1364 code for a protein of 434 amino acids.
CAAAUUUAAAAAAAGUUUAAAAUUAGAAAUGCCCAUUUCUUAACAAUACAAAUAAAAAAAUGUUUCCACAUAAACCCAUUAAUAUUAUCACCCUUUUCUUCUUCUUCUUCUUCACAUCUUCUCUCUUAAUUUCCCCUUCUUCUUCUUCUUCAUCAGCUGUUUUAUCUUCCAUUACCAAAGACCAUGAAACUCUUCUCUACACUCUCUCUCUUUACCUCAAUUCCCCUCCACAACUCACCAAUCUCAUCCUCGAUUUGAGCGCCUCUUACUCAUGGAUCGAUUGUUCCAAUUCCUCUACUCAUCGUUCUAUUUCCUGCAAUUCCCCUUUAUGUUCUGCUAUUGGAUCUCGCGCUUGUGCUAAGUGUUUUCAUUCCACUAAUAGCGAUGAUUGUUCCACUAGCCCUUGUGUUCUCUCUCCGUUAAAUUCUGUUACUCAUAAAUCCUCUACCGGCAAAGCUAUUGUUGAAUCGAUAGCUUUGCCGGUUACCGAUGGGAGAAAUCCGGGUCAAGUUAGGGUUUUUUCUGAGUUUUUGUUGUCUUGCUCGAAGAAAUCUUUGCUUAAAGGACUUACCAAAGGUGUAGUCGGUUUAGCUGGGUUAGGCCGGUCCAGAUUCUCACUCACUACUCAGGUCAGCACUUCUCUGUCUUCUACACGCACUUUUGCGUUAUGUUUAUCCGGUUCACCGUCUGCUCCUGGAGUUGCUUUUUUCGGUUCAACCGGACCCUAUUAUUUUUUACCCGAAAUUGACCUUUCAAAAACCCUUCGUUACACUCCACUCAUCUCAAACCCGGUUCAGUCUAAUUAUUUCAUUAAUUUGACUUCCAUAAAAGUUAACGGAGUUACCGUACAGUUAAACCAUAAUAAUAUCUCAGCCCUUGAUCAACAAGGAUUCGGUCUGACCAAGCUGAGUACUGUAACUCCAUACACCACACUACACAGUAACAUCUACAAACCAUUCACUGAGACAUUUCUAAAUGAAUCUACUAAGCUCAACCUCACAGUAACAAACCCUGUGGAACCAUUUAAGGUUUGUUAUAAUGCAGAUGAGGUACUUGAUACGAAGGUAGGACCUACUGUUCCAACCGUUGAUCUUGUGAUGGACAAUGAUGAUGUGUUUUGGAGGAUAUUUGGAUCGAAUUCAAUGGUUAGGAUUGCGCGAAAUGGCGUUGAUGUGUGGUGUUUAGGGUUUUUGGAUGGUGGGAUUAAGACUGAAACAUCGAUUAUAAUUGGAGGUCAUCAAAUGGAGAAUAAUUUAUUGCAAUUUGAUUUAGAACAAGAAAAAUUAGGAUUUAGUUCUUCAGUUUUGGCUUAUAGUACCUCAUGUUCUAAUUUUAAUUUUACCACUAGUGGUAAUUUGAGUUGAACAAUUCACAUCUUUGAUGAA